Molecule: messenger RNA, 693 nt
Organism: Coniophora puteana RWD-64-598 SS2
Lineage: Eukaryota; Fungi; Basidiomycota; Agaricomycetes; Boletales; Coniophoraceae
Product: cyclophilin-like protein
Exons: 9
Coding region: 1-693 (230 amino acids)
Biological process (GO): protein folding; protein peptidyl-prolyl isomerization
Cellular component (GO): catalytic step 2 spliceosome
Molecular function (GO): peptidyl-prolyl cis-trans isomerase activity
Source: RefSeq, a predicted model, not a curated record
AUGGCUCUUCCUACGAACGGACGCGUUAUCGUCGACACGACUGCUGGAGAGAUCGACAUCGAGCUGUGGUCGAAGGAAGCUCCGAAGGCAUGUCGGAAUUUUAUUGCGCUUGCGCUCGAGGGGUACUACGACGGGGUCAUAUUUCACCGAAUCGUGCCCAACUUCCUCGUGCAGACGGGCGACAGGACGGGCACAGGCGCGGGCGGCGAGUCGUUCUACGGCGAGCCGUUCGAGGACGAGGUGCAUCCGCGGCUCAAGUUCACGCAUCGCGGGCUGGUGGGGAUGGCGAACGGGGGUGCGAAGCAUUCGAAUGAUUCGCAGUUUUUUAUCACGCUUGAUAGGGCGGACGAGCUGAACGGGAAGCAUACGCUGUUUGGAAGGUGUGUGGGGGAUACGCUGUACAAUGUUUUGAAGAUUGGCGAAUCAGAGAUUGGAAAGGACGAGCGCCCCGUCUACCCGCCAAAGAUCAAGACCGUCCGGAUCGUCGACAACCCUUUCGACGACAUCGUACCGCGCAUCACGGCCGCGGAGAAGCGCGCGCAGCACCGGGCGCGCGAGCAGGCGCAGAAGGAGCGGGAGGAGGAGGUACGCCUGCGGGGGGCGAAGAAGUGCGUGUUCUCCCUCUGCUUCCUGACCGCGACCCCACUCUGUUUUUCGUGUUUUGUGCUGAUGGAGGAGGCGACAGGAACGUGA